AUAGAGGACACGUAAGAAAUGAAAAUGGAAGCAAGACUUGAUAUACAGAGAAUUAUAUCUCCACAUCAGUUGUUCUAAAAGAUAACAAAUAAUUGCAAAAUUGGUUCAUAUGUGAUCUCAAAAUAAUGAAUAUGAUACAUAAAUAAAUAUAUGUAUAUAUAUAGACAUACAUAUAUAUACAUAUAUCAACUAUACGAUAGAAUGUGAUAAAGUACAAAAGUUAUGUUAAGUUCAUGGUAUUGUGUAAAAGGACAGCAGUGCAAGAACGUUUCAAUAACAUUUUGAUGAUGUAUGAACAAGUAACGACUUAUUAACCGUUUUGUAUCUUGUUUUAUCGCGUUAAUUUUAAGUUAAGUAUUCUUGUCCGGCUUUCGGAAAACUAAUUUUUACACUUUCAAUACAAUAAUACCUCUAUAUGAGAGGUUAUAUUUUACAAAACACAUAAUUACAUACAUUUACAUCUUUUACUAAAAAAGUUCAAACGUAAUAUAUUAAAUAAAAAUGACAAUAAAUUUUCUUAUGAUUUUCAGAGGAUAUUUAAUUUUUUUAGUACAAUAAGUGAUAUAUGAAAUAAACAUAGAAAUGCUUCCUAACAUACAUGAUAAAGAUUACAGAGUUUUGGAUUUAGUACGUCAACGUGAAAUACGGGAUUCAGUGGCAUAUGCAGUUUCUCAGAAGUUACAUGUGACAGAAAAUUUGAUAUCCCGGUUAGGACUUGAAAAAGAAUUAGUUGGUCAUACAGGAUGUGUUAAUUGUUUAGAAUGGAAUGAAAGUGGGCAAAUUCUUGCUUCUGCAUCUGAUGAUAUGAAUAUUAUAUUAUGGGAUCCAUUUCGAUAUGAAAAAAAGUUAAUACUUCGUACACGUCAUCAUGGAAAUAUAUUUUCUGUUAAGUUCAUGCCAAAAUCAAAUGAUAGGAUAUUGGUAUCAGGUGCUGGAGAUGGCAAAGUACGAGUUCGUGAUCUUACGCUUCUUGAACCAAUAUUUUCAUGUAAUUGUCAUAUAGGUCGUGUAAAACGUAUUGCUACUGCGACUACUGUACCUUUUCUUUUUUGGAGUGCUGCAGAAGAUGGUCUUAUUUUACAAUAUGAUAUUCGUGCUCCUCAUAGUUGCAAAAGCAAUGACUGUAAUAGUGUAUUAGUAAAUCUUGUUAAUCAUGCUGGUCGAUAUGCAGAAGGCAAGUGUAUUUCUGUGAAUCCAAAAAAACCUGAACUAAUAGCUAUUGGAGCCAAUGAUGCAUAUAUACGAAUGUAUGACCGUAGAAUGAUUAAGCUUUCUCAGGUGCCUAUUUCGUCUCCACAUAAUAACUGGACAAGAGGAAAUGUAUGUAUACGUCUAGCUGGUGGAGGUGAUCCAGAUGAGAAUGUACCACUGGGUUGCGCACAGUACUUUAUCGCGGGCCAUCUGCAUUCUCGGCAACGUGACAGUAAUAGAAGUCUCACUACUACAUAUUUAACCUUCAGUGCUGACGGAAACGAGCUACUUGUUAACAUGGGUGGUGAACAAAUUUAUUUAUUUGACAUCAAUAAUCCAAAAAAUUUGAAGACUUGCUUUGGUUACUCCUCAAAUAUGUAUUUGGGAGAUUUUGAAAAGUGCAAUAUGGCAAAUCAUGAAGAUAUUACAGAUUUUACUAACAAAAACAUUAAGAUCCUACCACCACACGUUGAAGAAUUAAAACGUCAAGCAAAUGAAAGCUUUGAACAACAAAAGUACACAUUGGCAAUUAAUUUAUACAAUAAAGCAAUCUGUUAUUGUCCUACUGCUGCUGUGCUUUUUGCUAACAGAGCUGCAGCAUAUAUGAAAAGAACUUGGGAUGGUGAUAUAUAUGCUGCUCUUAAAGAUUGUCAAACAACAUUGCUUCUUGAUCCUGGACAUGUAAAGGCUCAUUUUAGAUUGGCUCGUUGUCUCUUUGAUUUACAUCAAUCAGUUGAAGCUGAUAAAAUAAUUAAAGAAUUUCAACAAAAAUUUCCGGAAUAUGCAUCUAACUCUGCGUGUAAGGCAUUAAAAAUGGAUAUAAAAGAAGCUAUAGAUUCUGGUAGAGAUAUUGAUAUGAAUCAAUUAAUGAUUCAAAUAUCAGAAUAUGAACAAGAAUGGCGACGUAAUACAAUUGAUUACAAAAUGAGGUUUUGUGGGCAUUGUAAUACUACAACUGAUAUAAAGGAAGCUAAUUUCUUUGGGAACAAUGGUCAAUAUAUUGUGGCAGGAUCAGAUGAUGGAUCUUUCUUUAUUUGGGAUCGUAAUACCACAAAUAUUAUACGUGUACUAAGAGGAGAUGAACGCAUUGUAAAUUGUCUUCAACCUCAUCCAUCUACAUGCUUACUAGCUACUAGUGGUAUUGAUCCAGUAGUUAGAUUAUGGAGUCCUUUACCUGAGGAUGGUAGCACAAAUGAAAGAGAAAUUCAGAAUUUAGAAGAUGCUGCAUCUGCAAAUCAAAUACGCAUGAAAAGCGAUCCAUUUGAAGUAAUGCUUAUGAAUAUGGGAUAUAGAUUUCCUGUUCAGCAGGCUGAACUGAAUGAAGAUGGUGAUGAUAAUCAAGAUCAAUCAAUUGUGCAACCUUUAAAUUGUAGACCAAGUUAAAUUUAAAGACAAAGUCUGAAAAGUGGUAUGAAAUUGCAAUUAAACAAUUAAAGAUUUAUUCAGUGUUAUAUUCUAGAAUACUAAUGCUUUAAUUCCAAUUAUCUAUUUUUUUAUCAAUUCCUUAUAGACGUUGACUUUUCCAUAAAUAACCUAUCAAAAAAUAUUUGGUAAAGUGUUAAAAAUAUAAAUUUUGAAAAGAGAAGAAAAUAUUUGUACUAAAUAGUUGCGAAAUUCCUAUCAUCGACUUCUUUUAUAUAUAAUAAAAAUGGGCAUAGAUAUGUGAAGAGAUAACACAUUAAAAACAGACAAUAGUUGUGGUAUAAUUGAUUGUAUUUUACACACAUAAUACUUAUAUAUAUAUGUUUAUUAUAUCUAUGUUUUUUGUAUAAAUUUAACUGCUAAACAUUAAAUGGUUCAAAGAAAUGAAAAUUAGGAAAAAAUGUAGAAUAAUAUAUUCUAUUGUAAUAAUUUUUUUACAUUAAUUUAAAAUGUUAUAAUUUUAAUUUAUAAAUAAAUAAAAAAUUAACUUUUAUAUUUAUUUUAUAUUCAAAGUUUAUGUGAUGUAUUAGCAUUAGUUAUGUUCUAAAUUUUAUAUAUAUAAAGUGCUGUUUACAUAAUAUUUAAAGUUUAUUAAUGUUAUCAGUUAAGUUUGACGCACAAGUUCCCAUAGGCUUUGUAGUGUACUAGUUUCUCGAGGUUCUUCUGCUGCAAGACCUAAAUAAAUCGAAAAAAUAGGUUUCCUUUGAUUUGAACCUUCAGAGAAAUAAUAGCCAAACACAUUUGAAAUUUCAGGUUGAUUGUCUUGUAUCUCAGAUUGUUGUUCUAUGUUUAAUUGUUGUAAUGGAGCCUGUAAUAAUUAAUGGAUAAUUAAUAAUAACAUAUUUAUUUAUUCAA
Bombus terrestris (buff-tailed bumblebee) is the source of this 3468-nucleotide messenger RNA. It is a transcript of the gene adp, whose product is annotated as WD and tetratricopeptide repeats protein 1. The record is from RefSeq and is a predicted model, not a curated record. Gene Ontology annotation, cellular component: cytoplasm; Cul4-RING E3 ubiquitin ligase complex. The transcript has 13 exons. The coding region runs from base 583 to 2574 and encodes 663 amino acids. NCBI's taxonomy places the organism in Eukaryota, Metazoa, Arthropoda, Insecta, Hymenoptera, Apidae. Gene Ontology annotation, biological process: negative regulation of fatty acid biosynthetic process. Gene Ontology annotation, molecular function: protein binding.